Cannabis sativa is the source of this 3369-nucleotide messenger RNA. RefSeq lists its product as uncharacterized. NCBI's taxonomy places the organism in Eukaryota, Viridiplantae, Streptophyta, Magnoliopsida, Rosales, Cannabaceae. The transcript has 7 exons. Gene Ontology annotation, molecular function: RNA-DNA hybrid ribonuclease activity; nucleic acid binding. The record is from RefSeq and is a predicted model, not a curated record. Bases 1 to 3369 code for a protein of 1122 amino acids.
AUGGGUGACUUUAAUAGCUUUUUAUCCUAUGAUGACAAAGAGGGUAGUACUUAUUAUGAUAAUAGGGAUAUGGAUGCUUUUUCUAAUUUCCUUGCUAAGUUUCAUCUUUCUCCUUUGCCUUUUGUGGGAAAUAAAUUUACUUGGAAAAAUAGUUCUGUUAGGGAACAUCUUGAUUGGGCUAUUAUCUCAGAUUCUUGGAGUGAUCUUUUUCCUGAUGAUGUUUUGCAUCACCUUCCUUUUUUUGGCUCUGAUCAUCGGGCUUUGAAGCUUAUCCUUACGGAUGAUAGCUUUAAUUCUUCUUCUAGGCAUAGUAGAAGAUUUCUUUUUGAGAAUGUUUGGCUGGAGAAUCCUGAAUUUUUUUCUUUAGUCAAGGACACUUGGGAUUGUGGUCUUUCUAGCCAGAGCCCUCGGAGUUCUUUUCAAAGUUUUUUGUUUAAGCAGGAUCUGUGUAUUUCUGCUCUUCAGACCUGGAAUAAAAAUACGAAUCUCUCCCUCAAAUCUCGUAUAUCUGACCUUCAGCGUGAAAUUGCUCGAAUUCAGGAUAUUCCUUGUUCUGAUCAGGAUAACCGUUUCCGACUUCAAUGUCUUCAGUCUCAGCUUUAUGCUCUCCUUUAUAAGGAAGAGAUUUGUUGGAGGCAGAGAUCUAGAACUCAUUGGUUGAAAGCUGGUGAUAAAAAUACUAAGUUUUUCCAUCGUUUUGCCUCUAAACGUAAAAAGAAUAACACCAUCAAUUCUCCUGGUAGUGAUGCUGAUGCUGUUAAUCUUAUUCUUGAUUGUUUGGGUCCUCCAUUGGAUGACUCUGAUUCUGCUUUUUUGGAUGCUCCUUUUUCUACCAAAGAAGUAAGGAUAGCUCUGUUUAACCUCUCUGGAGACAAGGCCCCUGGUUUGGAUGGGCUCAAUGCUUAUUUUUAUCAAAAGAACCGGUCCACUCUUGGGGUUGACUUUGCCAAGGCUGUUCUUUCUUGUCUUAAUGAGGGAAUUGAUUUUUCUGUUGUAAAUACUACUCUUAUUUCUCUAAUUCCUAAAAAACAGAAUGCCCAUACUCUUAAGGAUUUUAGACCUAUAAGUCUUUGUUCUACCUUUUAUAAGGUUAUCUCCAAGGUUUUAGCUAAUCGUUUAAAUGUUGUUUUGGAUAAAGUUAUUUCCCCUUAUCAAAGUGCUUUUGUCUCUGGUCGUGUCAUUUUUGAUAAUAUUAUUAUUGCUCAGGAGAUUAUUCAUGCUAUCAAUUCUAGGAAAAAUGGGAAGCUAGGGUGGGUUGCUCUUAAAUUGGACAUGUCAAAAGCUUUUGACCGGGUUGAUUGGCAUUAUCUGGAGAGUGUCAUGUUUCAUUUCAAUUUUCCCCCUAGAUUUGUCUCUCUUAUUAUGAAAUGUAUUACUACUACUUCUCUUUCUUUUUUGAUUAAUGGUUCUGUCUGUGGUUCCCUUAAGCCUUCCAGGGGUCUUAGGCAGGGGGAUCCACUUUCCCCUUAUCUCUUUAUUCUUUGUGCUGAGGGACAUUCUGCUCUUUUGCGGGCAAAACAAGAUAUUGGUCUGCUUAAGGGUAUUGCUAUUUCUCGAACUGCCCCAUCUCUUUCCCAUCUAUUUUUUGCUGAUGAUAGCCUUAUUUUUUGUACUGCCAAUAGAGCUUCAUGUUUAGCUCUUCAAGAGGCUUUUGAUGUUUAUUCUAAGGCUUCGGGUCAGGAUAGGGCUAAUUCUGUGCUUCGAGGGUGGUCGGUUAAAUGUUUUUCUAGGGCUGGUAAAGAGGUUUUAUUGAAGGCAGUCAUUCAAGCUAUUCCAGCUUAUGCCAUGGCUUGUUUCUGUUUGCCUGUCAAAUUGUGCAAGGGAUUUAGAUCUCUUGUUCAUUUUAAUCAAGCCAUGCUUGCUAAGCAAGCUUGGCGAAUCUUUAAAAAUCCUUCCUCUCUCCUUGCUCAAGUCCUUCAUGCCAGAUAUUUUCCUCGUAGUACUUUUCUUCAGGCUAAUCCUGGUCACAAUCCUUCCUUCUCUUGGAGGAGUAUUUUAUGGGGUAGGGAGUUGUUAAAUUCUGGUCUCUUAUGGAAGAUUGGUAAUGGUAGUGAUAUUCGAACCAUUGAGGACCAUUGGCUUCCUAAUAAUAGUUGUUUUUCUGCUCCUUUGGUUGAUGAGAUUCUUAGUGUUCCUAUGUUAGGUGAGUUUGGCAAAGAUGAUAUUAUAUGGGGUCAUCAUAGUUCUGGGGAGUUUACGGUUAAGUCUGCUAAUCAUCUUACUUUUUCCUCUCAAGAUCUUCCCUCUUCCUCUUCUUUCUCUUCUUCAAAAAAGUUUUGGUCAAAAGUUUGGAAUUCUAAAAUUCCCCCAAAAGUCAAAGUUUUUAUUUGGAGAAUGCUUUCCAGUGCUCUUCAUGUUUCUUUCUCUCUAAAUAAAAGAUGUGUUAUUGAUUCUCCUUUAUGUCCUUUAUGUAAAAUUCAUCCUGAGACGGUUAAGCAUGCUUUACUAGAUUGUUCCAGAUCAAGGAAAGCUUGGAAGUCUUCAAGGAAUAACAUUUUUCAUCAUAAGCUGAUUAAUCAAACUUUGGAUGUUUAUGAUUGGAGUGUCACUUUUUUCUUCAAGUAUUUAGAUUCACAGCAGGUUCAGGUGCUUCCUUGUGCUUCAAAUUUGGAUCAGACAACUUUGCAGCAGCUUCCAUCUGAAGGAGAUUUCCAGAUUUUCACUGAUGCAGCCAUUGAUCUGAAUAGACAGAAGUAUAGCAUUGGGGUUGUUGUUAUUAAUCAUUCCGGUCAGGUGGUAGCAGGAUUGGCUAAGCCUUUUUCAGGAUGUGUUUCACCGAUGGUAGCUGAGGCUAAAGCAGUGGUGCAUGCUUUGCAAUGGGUCUAUUCUAUCUUCCUGCCUGUGGAUGUUUUGAAAACAGAUUGCAAAUCUAUUGUUGAUAAAGUUCACUCCAACACUCAGGGUUAUAGUUCUGUUGAUGAUUUAACUGUUUGUAUUAAGAACUUAUUAUCUCUUCGCCCAUCUUUACGGCUGGCUCAUGUUAAUAGGGAGUUUAAUACUAUUGCUCAUAGGGUUGCAAAGUGGGGUAUUGGGCUUGAUAGUGAGUUCCUCUGGAAUGGCUCUUUGCCUUUCAGGCAUAAAACCCAACAUAUAGAUGCAGUCUUUGUUCCCUCUGAGAUAACAGAUUUGGAGGUCUUCAACGUUCUCUCAGCUGCAUUCACAGUAGAGGUAGUCUUGUUCAUCUCCUCAAUUUUACCACAGAAGAAGCCUUCUUCAUCUCUCCAGUUUUACAAUGGAAGAGGCCUUCAUCAUCCCCUUUGCUUCACAGCAGAGGAGGCCUUCAUCAUCUCAUCAGCUUCACAUUGGAGGAGGCCUUUGUCAUCUCCUCGGCUUAACAACAGAGGAGAUUCAACAUCUCCUCAACUUUAA